This is a messenger RNA of Solanum verrucosum, 2529 nucleotides long. Its product is annotated as protein ALTERED PHOSPHATE STARVATION RESPONSE 1. The transcript has 4 exons. The record is from RefSeq and is a predicted model, not a curated record. Lineage: Eukaryota; Viridiplantae; Streptophyta; Magnoliopsida; Solanales; Solanaceae. Bases 189 to 2375 code for a protein of 728 amino acids.
CCUUCCUCUUUCUUCUUUGUACUGUUACAGUACUCUUCUCUCCUCUGCUUCAAAUUUUGUCCGUUUCACUUUUUCUCUCUCUAAAUCUCCAUUUUCAUCUCUCGAUAAAUCUGAACCCCAUUUCCUCAAAAUUACACCCAUUUUGCCAUUUCAAUUUCAAGCCCUAGAAGAGCUAAAACAGUGGAGAAAUGGGUUGUGCUCAAUCAAGAAUAGAUAACGAAGAGUCAGUUUCAAGAUGCAAAGAUCGGAGAAACUUCAUGAAAGAAGCAGUUAACUAUAGAAACUUCUUUGCUGCUGCACAUUCAGCUUAUUCCAUUGCUUUGAAAAACACUGGUGCUGCUUUGAGUGAUUAUGCUCAAGGUGAAACCCCACCUGAGCUGCCGCCGCCGGCUGUUAGUGAGCCGCCGCCACCACCACCACCGCUGUCGAAUAUGGAAGCUAGCCCACUCCCACCACCCCCUCCUCCCCCACCAGCUUUCUCACCUAUAACCCCACUUCAACGCUCUUUUACUAUGCCUGAACUGUCGAAACCCAGAGGUAGGAAAAUGAAAGGCAUUGGUAUUGAUGAGCAUGAUGAGGAAAUUGAGGAGGAGGAGGAGGAGGAGGAAGAGGAAGGUGAAGGUGAUGGUUUGAAACUGAGAGAAAAGCGAAAUGGACUGGGGUACGAGAGGCCUAUGAAGGAGCCAUUGCCACCCCGGCCGCCGGGUCCAGGGGAGUCGUGGGAUUAUUUCUUUGAGAAUGUGAACACGGGACAUUCAUUAGAAGGAGUGGAGGAAGAAGAAGAAGAGGAUGAGGAGGGGUUGAACGAAGAUAAUAUCGAAAUUCAAAACAAAAGAUUUGAUAAUGUGGGUAGAAAUGAGUAUAGAGAUGAUCAGUUCAAGACACCAGAGAAGAAGGGGAAAGUGGAGAGUGAGGUUGAAGAGACCCCAAUGGUGGAUGAAUCAGACAGAGUCUUUAAGCAUUCAAACACUGCGCCUUCUGAGAUGAGAGGUGGAGUAGUAGUGGGAGGUGGGAAUGUUGUGUAUGGUAACAAUGCUGAUUUCUUUAAAGUUUUAGGCGAGAUUGAUGAUCACUUCCUUAAAGCUUCCGAGAAUGCACAAGAGGUUUCGAAGAUGCUUGAGGCUACUCGAUUGCAUUACCACUCAAACUUCGCUGAUAAUCGAGGACAUAUUGACCAUGCAGCUAGGGUAAUGCGAGUCAUUACGUGGAACAAAUCAUUUAAGGGUGUACCGAAUGGUGAUGGUAGUAAGGAUGAUUAUGACAUUGACGAAUAUGAGACUCAUGCCACUGUUUUGGACAAAUUGCUGGCUUGGGAGAAGAAACUUUAUGAUGAAAUGAAGGCUGGUGAGCUUAUAAAACAUGAAUAUCAGAGGAAAGUUGCCUUGCUAAACAAGUUGAAGAAACGGAAUGCUACCUUGGAAUCACUGGAGAAGACAAAGGCUGCUGUUAGCCAUUUGCAUACGCGAUAUAUAGUUGACAUGCAGUCAUUGGAUUCGACUGUUAGUGAAGUAAACGACAUUCGUGACAAGCAGCUUUACCCUAAGCUGGCUGCUCUUGUUCAAGGGAUGGUUAGCAUGUGGGAAUUCAUGUUUAGUCAUCACAAGAACCAGCUGCAGUUGGCUACUGAUCUCAAAGCCAUUGAAAUCUCCGGGUUCCCCUUGGAAACAAGCAAACACCAUCAUGAACGUACUAUCCAGCUUGGUAAUGUUAUCAAGGAAUGGCAUGAUCAUUUUGACAACCUUGUGAAAAAUCAAAAGCUAUACAUCCAAACACUCCACAGCUGGUUGAAGCUAAAUCUCAUACCCAUUGAAAGCAGCCUAAAAGAAAAGAUCUCGUCGCCUCCUCGAGCACAAAGUCCCCCAAUUCAAGCCCUUCUCCACUCCUGGCAGGAACUUCUUGAGAAGCUGCCUGAUGAGCUCGCCAGAAGUGCCAUUGCUUCCUUUGAAGCAGUGAUAAGGACCAUCAUUAUUCAUCAGGAGGAAGAGAUGAAGCUGAAGGAUAAGUGUGAGGAAACUAAGAAAGAGUACAUACGCAAAAGGCAAGCAUUUGAAGAUUGGUACCAAAAGUAUAUGCAACGUAGAACUCCACCCGAUAUGACAGAUACUGAUAGAGCUACAGAGUCCAACCCAAAAGAUCCUGUUGUGGAAAAGCAGUUGCUUGUGGACACACUGAAGAAGAGGUUGGAUGAGGAGACAGAAGCUCACCAGAGGCUAUGUAUUCAAGUUAGGGAGAAGUCAUUAGGGAGUCUCAAGAUCCGGUUGCCUGAACUAUUCCGAGUCAUGUCGGAGUAUUCUUAUGCAUGUCUAGAGGCUUAUGGUCGAUUAAGAUUGAUCGUACAGUCACAGCACUCAAAUGGGAGUUCACAAGGGUCUUAGGCUCUCCUUUCUUUGCCCCUUUUUGAUGUUGUGAUAUUUUGUAGUAACUAGUAAAUGUGAAAUGUAAGUUCUUCCUGGAUAAUGUUUUAUGUAUUGCUGAUGUUUUGCCAUGUAUUGUAUGAAAAGCGGCAUCUUGAUUUGUUUAUCGACCUCA